ACGCGGUAUAAUUAUAAACACCUUCCCGAUUUAUUUCCUUCGCCGAUCGGAAGAUCUUCUUCUCUUUGCUCUCUCGCCGCCAUUGGCGGACCUCGGAGAACCUGGGUUUUCUUGGGUUUCGGCUCCUAGAUCUGCAGAUUGCUUCACCGCACCGCUCAGUGAUUUUGAGUUAAAAUGCCUCUCAGACUUGAGAUCAAGAGAAAACUUGCACAAAGAUCAGAGAGAGUAAAGUCAGUAGAUCUCCAUCCAACAGAGCCAUGGAUUCUUGCAAGUCUAUACUCUGGAAGUGUUUGCAUUUGGGAUUAUCAAUCACAGACUAUGGUUAACUCUUUCGAAGUGACUGAUCUACCAGUACGGUCAGCAAAAUUUAUAUCCCGCAAACAGUGGAUUGUGGCCGGAUCAGAUGAUAUGUUCAUUCGAGUUUACAAUUAUAACACAAUGGACAAGGUUAAAGUCUUUGAGGCACACACUGAUUACAUCAGGUGUGUGGCAGUCCAUCCAACCCUUCCAUAUGUGUUGUCGUCGUCCGAUGAUAUGUUGAUAAAGCUUUGGGAUUGGGACAAGGGCUGGUCGUGCACUCAGAUUUUUGAGGGGCAUUCUCACUAUGUGAUGCAAGUUACUUUUAACCCAAAAGAUACCAAUACUUUUGCAAGUGCCUCCCUUGAUCGUACUAUAAAGAUCUGGAAUCUUGGUUCUCCAGACCCAAAUUUUACAUUAGAUGCACAUUCAAAGGGAGUUAACUGUGUUGAGUACUUUACUGGUGGUGAUAGGCCAUAUUUGAUAACUGGUUCAGAUGAUCAAACUGCCAAGGUCUGGGAUUACCAAACCAAGAGUUGUGUUCAAACACUGGAAGGCCACACUCACAAUGUUUCAGCUGUCUGUUUCCAUCCAGAGCUUCCCAUCAUAAUGACAGGUUCAGAGGAUGGAACUGUGCGUAUAUGGCACUCCACAACAUACAGGCUGGAGAACACUUUAAAUUAUGGCCUUGAACGAGUUUGGGCUUUGGGAUACAUGAAAGGCUCAAGAAGAGUUGUAAUUGGAUAUGAUGAAGGGACUGUCCUAAUAAAACUUGGUCGUGAAGUACCCGUUGCUAGUAUGGACAGCAGUGGAAAAAUCAUAUGGGCAAAGCAUAAUGAAAUCCAAACAGUGAAUAUUAAGACAGUUGGUGCUGAUUUUGAGGUCACAGACGGUGAAAGAUUGCCUUUGACUGUGAAAGAGUUGGGAAGUUGCGAUCUUUAUCCACAAAGCUUAAAGCAUAAUCCCAAUGGAAGAUUUGUUGUUGUUUGCGGAGAUGGGGAGUAUAUUAUAUAUACAGCUUUAGCUUGGAGGAAUAGAUCCUUUGGCUCUGCGUUAGAGUUUGUUUGGUCUGUGGAUGGAGAAUAUGCUGUCCGGGAAAGCACCUCAAGAAUAAAGAUUUUCAGUAAGACAUUUCAGGAGAAGAAGAGUAUUCAGCCAACCUUCUCUGCUGAACGGAUUUUUGGUGGAACUUUACUUGCAAUGUGCUCCAAUGAAUUUAUCUGCUUUUAUGACUGGGUUGAAUGCAGGUUAAUUCGACGAAUCGAUGUCAAUGUCAAAAACCUUUACUGGGCUGACAGUGGUGACCUUUUGGCAAUUGCUAGUGAUACAUCAUUCUACAUCCUAAAGUACAAUAGGGACGUUGUUUCUUCUUAUAUAGAAAGUAAGAAAUCAGCAGAUGACCAAGGUGUGGAUGAUGCCUUUGAACUUCUCCAUGAAAUAAAUGAGCGGGUCCGAACUGGACUAUGGGUUGGUGAUUGUUUCAUUUACAAUAACUCUUCUUCCCGACUAAAUUAUUGUGUUGGUGGGGAGGUUACCACCAUGUACCAUUUGGAUCGUCCUAUGUACUUAUUGGGAUAUCUUGCUAGUCAAAGUCGGGUUUAUCUCAUUGACAAGGAAUUCAAUGUUAUGGGGUACACUUUGCUUCUUGGUUUGAUCGAAUAUAAAACUCUUGUCAUGCGAGGAGAUUUAGACCGUGCUAAUGAAAUUUUACCAACAAUUCCUAAAGAACAUCGUAAUAGCAUUGCUCACUUCCUUGAGUCCCGUGGCAUGCAAGAGGAUGCUCUGGAAGUUGCAACAGAUCCCAACUACAAAUUUGAUCUGGCCAUACAACUUGGGAAACUGGAUGUUGCAAAGACAAUUGCUAUUGAGGUACAAAGUGAAUCUAAAUGGAAGCAAUUGGGAGAGCUUGCCAUGUCGAUUGGAAAGUUAAAGAUGGCUGAGGAGUGUUUAUCUCAAGCAAUGGAUUUGAGUGGCUUGCUACUCCUAUACUCCGCUUUGGGAGAUGCAGAAGGAAUUCAUAAGCUUUCAACUUUAGCUAGAGAACAAGGAAAAAACAAUGUUGCUUUUCUUUGUUUAUUUAUGUUGGGUAAAUUGGAGGAAUGUCUUCAGUUGUUGGUGGCAAGUGAUCGUAUUCCAGAAGCUGCAUUGUUGGCACGGUCAUAUCUCCCUAGCAAAGUAUCUGAGAUUGUAGCUCUUUGGAAAAAUGAUCUUCAUAAGGUCAACCCUAAAGCUGCAGAGUCUUUAGCUGAUCCUGAGGAGUUCUCCAAUUUAUUCGAGGAUUGGCAGGUUGCUCUUGCAGUUGAAUCUAAACUUGCCAAUGAAAGAGGUGACUAUCCUCCUGCUAAAGAAUAUUUGAGUUUUUCUGAGAAACAAAGUAGCAAUCUUGUUGAAGCCUUCAAGAACAUGCAACUUGAUGAAGAGGAGGAUCUGCACAUUGAAAAUGGAGAUUCUGCACAUGAGAUGGUGGAAGAUGCACUGGAUGACGUUCAAGAGGAAGCAGUUGAAAUUGAUGCUGAUGAUUCUACAGAUGGCACUGUCCUUGUUAAUGGGAAUGAGGGUGAGGAAGAGUGGGGUAUGAAUAAUGCAGGAACCCCAUCAAGCUAAAAGCAAUCAUUUAGUUGGUGCUGACUCCACAUAAUUAACAGCCAAACUAGAUGAACAUCCAGUUAGUGCAAUCAUAACCCAUUUCUCAGGUCAUGCAGAGAUAAAACCAAAACACAUCAUGGAUUCAUCUCCAACCUUGUUCUUUGCCUUUUUGUGGUCCCUUUCUGGUAAUACAAACCUCUCACUCAUCAUUCGCCUGAUCAUUUAUUUUAUGAUUCAGUGUAACAUCACAAAGCUUGACUAUCUAUUAAAACUUUUUAGAUUCUUAUUAUCAUGCAAAUAGAUAAAGAAAGAGAGAAAGAAGCCAGCUGUUUUCAUCUUUCUUUAUUCUUCA
Molecule: messenger RNA, 3235 nt
Organism: Dioscorea cayenensis subsp. rotundata (Guinea yam)
Lineage: Eukaryota; Viridiplantae; Streptophyta; Magnoliopsida; Dioscoreales; Dioscoreaceae
Product: coatomer subunit beta'-1-like
Exons: 26
Coding region: 175-2901 (908 amino acids)
Biological process (GO): intra-Golgi vesicle-mediated transport; endoplasmic reticulum to Golgi vesicle-mediated transport; retrograde vesicle-mediated transport, Golgi to endoplasmic reticulum
Cellular component (GO): COPI vesicle coat
Molecular function (GO): structural molecule activity; protein binding
Source: RefSeq, a predicted model, not a curated record